Messenger RNA from Aplosporella prunicola CBS 121167, 900 nucleotides. RefSeq lists its product as uncharacterized. Lineage: Eukaryota; Fungi; Ascomycota; Dothideomycetes; Botryosphaeriales; Aplosporellaceae. The transcript has a single exon. The coding region runs from base 288 to 728 and encodes 146 amino acids. The record is from RefSeq and is a predicted model, not a curated record.
GGCCUGCCCGCCGGGGCCUCGUGUGAUGGCAGUGGCACUGCGCUGCGACUUCGUGUUUGCUGCACGGUGCCCUCCUUCUCCGCAUCUCAGCGGUCUUGCUAGCUCGUCUUGGGCUGUGCUUGCUUGCUGUCUCUUGACAUAUCCCUUGCCCGCUCGAAUAUAUAAAGCCCGGCUUCUGUCUUCUUCUGGCUCCAUCAUCUCAUCAGCAAUCCUCAGCUCCUCACAUCUACUACUCUAUCAAACUCUCUCUCUCUACCUCCAAACCUACAACCAACCUCUCCGCAAAAAUGCAGUUCACCAACGCCCUCAUUGCCGCCAUCAUGGCCACCGUCGUUGCCGCCGCUCCCACCCCGGCCGACAAGCUCAUGACCGACACCCAGGCUGCGCAGUGGACGAUCAAGAGCUUCACGCGCUCGUGCAACCAGGCCGACACGUCGUGCCACGUCUCCUUCUCCGUGGACACCAAGAACGGCGCUCCCCAGGCCUGCUCCUACGACGUCUCUGGCCAGCCCGCCUCGCGCACCGACUACAACUCCGUCGCCUGCGGCCCUUACACCAUCUCCUCGGGCUGGAGCGGCCAGUUCGGCCCCGACGCCGGCUUCUCCACCCUCGCCGUCACCAACGGCAAGCAGAUCAUCUACCCGGCCUACACCGACAAGCAGCUUGUCAACGGCCAGGCCGUCGCCCCCGACCAGAGCUACGCUCCCCAGAACCUUCCCGGCCAGUAGUUUAGAGGCGCAGGGUCUUUUGUUGCAAGACAGAAGAGAACGUAGGGCGGAUUUCUUUGGUCACGAUGGUUCCGAAUCAACGUUAAUUGCCGGUUGAAAAUGGCAUCGGAUGGGAAAAUGCUGGGCUGAGUGGACCACAUUCCUUAAUGUAGUAAUCCUAAUCGCUCGAUCG